AUGGAUACAGUAACUACAUCAAUUGCUAGUUCAUCUCCUGAUUCAAGAUCACCGCCAUAUGAUGUGAUCUUUGAAAUACUCCUGCAACUACCUGUCAUGAUUCUGCUUAUGAUGAAGUGCGUUUCAAGAUUUUGGAAUUCUAUAAUCUCUAGUCCACAGUUCAUCAAGGCCCAUCUAAAAUUGUCCACCAAGAAACAGGAUUUGAGGCUUCUUUUUAAUGAUUCUCUUGGGCGUCCCCAGUUUUACACUUGCCCCCUUUCCUCAAUCUUGUAUCAAGAAUCUCACCAGAGGCAUGUUAAGCUUGAUUUUCCUUGCAAAAGUUCGUCUGGUGAAUACAAAAUUGAGGGUUCCUGCAAUGGCUUGUUGUGUAUUUCAGUUUCUCGUCGGGAUUUGUUUCUGUGGAAUCCCUCUAUACGAGAAUUGAAAAAAUUACCCCCUCCGCUUGCGUCUGAUAAUAGGUUUAGGCCCCUUUGUAUGCACCAAAAUAAUGACGUUUUGCUACAAAAUGCCUCAAAAUUAAGCUGA
Nicotiana attenuata is the source of this 525-nucleotide messenger RNA. Its product is annotated as putative F-box protein At1g47790. The record is from RefSeq and is a predicted model, not a curated record. The coding region runs from base 1 to 525 and encodes 174 amino acids. Gene Ontology annotation, molecular function: protein binding. NCBI's taxonomy places the organism in Eukaryota, Viridiplantae, Streptophyta, Magnoliopsida, Solanales, Solanaceae. The transcript has a single exon.